Messenger RNA from Rotaria sp. Silwood2, 2304 nucleotides. Lineage: Eukaryota; Metazoa; Rotifera; Eurotatoria; Philodinida; Philodinidae. The record is from the annotation of a GenBank genome assembly.
AUGGUCGAAAGUACAUCACCGUCUCGUGAUUUAAAAAAACGACAUAGAAGUACGAGUAAAGAAAGAGAACAUCGUCAUCAUCGAUCACAUCGUGAUGGAAAUGAAAAAAAACAUCGACACUCAUCACCUAAACGAUCGAAAUCGCCUGAUUCAAAGCGUCGAAAAAAUGAUGAAGUUAAUAAAGUAAAAAAACAAAAUGAUGAUGAUAUGGAAGAAGGAGAAUCAACAGUUAACGAAGCAACGACAAGUAAUAGUCAAGGUAAUGGAUCAAGUUCAACAAAACGUGUACCACUUUCAUUAGAAGAAAUGCUUGAAAAAAAUAAGAAAGAACAAGACGCAAUCUCAAAACCCAAAUUUAUAACAAAAGAAGAACGUGAAGCCGCCGCAUUACGACGACGACAGGAAGAAACUGACGUUAUUCGUCAACGUAAUGAAGAAUUACGUAAAAAGUAUGCUACAUUCAAUAAGGAAGCUGAACAGAUAGUUGUAAAAGAUGAUCGAGAACGCGAACGUCGAGAACGCGAUCGUCACCGACGUGAAAAAGAAGAUCCAACAGAUCGACCAAGUAAUUCAAAUGCCGAUGAAGAACGUGAAGAAGCAGCUGUUAAGGAACGAUAUCUUGGCAUUGUUAAAAAAAAACGUAAAGUUCGUCGUUUAAACGAUCGAAAAUUUGUUUUUGAUUGGGAUGCUGGUGAAGAUACAGCUGUUGACUAUAAUCCAAUCUACAAAGAAAAACAUCAAAUACAAUUUUUUGGUCGUGGUCAUAUAGCGGGCAUUGAUAUUAAUAAACAGAAAAAAGAUCAAUCGAAAUUUUAUGGUGACUUACUUGAAAAACGACGUACACAAGGAGAAAAAGAUCGAGCAACAGCUCGUCUUAAAUUUGAUCGAGAAAAAGAUGAAAAACGUCGUUAUGAUGAACGUCAUUGGACUGAGAAGACUUUAGAAGAAAUGGCUGAUCGAGAUUGGCGUAUAUUCAAAGAAGAUUAUAAUAUAACCACAAGAGGUGGGAAUAUUCCACAUCCAUUACGAUAUUGGGAGGAAGCUGGACUUGAAAAAGGCAUUAUUGAAGUCAUUAAAACUGCUGGUUAUACGGAACCAACACCAAUUCAACGACAAGCUAUUCCAAUUGGUUUACAAAAUCGAGAUGUAAUUGGUAUUGCAGAAACUGGUUCUGGUAAAACAGCAGCAUUUCUUUUUCCUUUAAUUGUUUGGAUUCGGUCAUUACCACCAGUUGAUAUAUCUAUUGAUGCUGAUAAUGGACCGUAUGCGCUUAUUUUAGCACCAACUCGUGAAUUAGCACAACAAAUUGAAGAAGAAGCAGUUAAAUUUGGAAAACCAUUAAAUAUAACUGUUGUCUCAGUUAUUGGUGGUUUAUCUCGUGAAGAACAAGGUUUUAAACUUCGGCUUGGUUGUCAAAUUGUUAUUGGUACACCAGGUCGUCUUAUUGACGUACUUGAAAAUCGUUAUUUAACAUUACAACAAUGUACCUAUGUUGUUAUGGAUGAAGCCGAUCGAAUGAUUGAUAUGGGUUUUGAAGCUGAUGUUAAACGUAUUCUUGAAUAUUUACCAGUUACAAAUCAAAAACCGGAUAAUGAACUCGCAGAAGAUACAAAAGAUUUUGCUUCAAAAGAUAAAUAUCGUCAAACAGUGAUGUUUACAGCAACAAUGACACCAGUUAUUGAACGUUUAGCACGUACAUAUCUUCGUCGUCCAGCAUCUGUUUAUAUUGGUUCAGUUGGUAAACCAACUCAACGUGUUGAACAAGUUAUUAUUAUGUGUUCAGAAAAUGAGAAACGUAAUAAAUUACUUGAAAUUCUUGAACGUGGCAUUGAACCACCUAUUAUGAUAUUUGUUAAUCAAAAGAAAGCUGUCGAUGUUUUGGCUAAAGGUUUAUCUAAGAAAGGAUAUAAUCCAUGUACACUACACGGUGGAAAAGGUCAAGAAAGUCGAGAUUUAGCUUUAGCUCAAUUAAAACAAGGUCAAAAAGAUAUUCUGGUUGCAACAGACGUUGCUGGUCGUGGUAUUGAUAUAAAAGAUGUUUCACUUGUAUUGAAUUAUGAUAUGGCUAAGACAGUUCAAGAUUAUACACAUCGUAUUGGUCGUACAGGUCGUGCUGGCAAAGCAGGCAAAGCUAUAACAUUUUUAACAAAAGAAGAUUCAGCUGUAUUUUAUGAUUUAAAAGAAGUUAUACUUGAAUCACCUGUAUCACAAUGUCCACCGGAAUUACUUAAUCAUCCUGAUGCACAACAUAAACCUGGUACUGUAGUUACUAAACGCAAUAAAACUGCCAUUCUUUGCGCUUAA